GCGGCAGCACACGUUUUCACGUAACAAUUGUGUUUGUUCUACUUCUUAGACUAUAUUCUCCGCAGACGUAGAACGUGUGCGCCGCCUUUGCUUUGCGCCAGCCUGAUUUUAAGUUCCACUAGUUAAAAAAAAAAAAAAAAAAGAGAGAGAGAGAGAACGGUUUUGGUGGGAAGAUUGAGCUUGUGCACAGCAGCAAGGCUGGAUAUCGCAUGACCGAUGCAGAGCUGCAGAGGAAGAGAGAGAGAGAAAGAGAGAGAGAGAGAUAAUCGAGAUUCUUGCAUUCGGGGGGAAAGCUGGUAGAGCAUAUUCGCUGAUCUGCGCUCGCUUUGGACGCUCUGGCAGCUAAAAUAAAGAGGCGCAUUUGUCAUCCGCUUCAGGUCUGUGCGCACUUGGAGGAAAGUCACGUUCUUUAAGAAAAUUUAAAAAAAAAAAGAAAAGAAAAAAAUGCAUGCGUCAAGCCCGGCGUGAUGUUCUGAGAUGUGGGAUUACAGCGCUCUGUUCUCAGCCAUGUCCGAACUUUGGUUCUGGCUGCUCUUCCGAGAUGACGCCGCUGAUUUCGGCCGGACGGACUCGGAAGCCGCGCUGGCGUGAAUGAGAUCUACCCUCCCUCCUCCUCCUCCUCCUCCUCCUCUUCCUCUUUCCCCGGAUCAGACGGCACUCUUAACGUGCGCCUGCUGUAUGGAGCCUAACGCGGAGGAGACUUGACUUGUGGUUUUUUGUUUUUGUUUUUGUUUGUUUUGUUUUUUUAAUUAUUAAUUUUUUUAAAUUUAAUUUUCCUUUGUUUUCUAUUUCGUCCAAUUUUUGUUGUCAUAUCUGCUUUGGCGAUCGAGUGAAGGACGGGUGACACCAUAGGAGAAGGCGAGAGAGAGAAAAAAAAAGACAAAUCAAUGUUUUCCACUGAGGUUGGAGAGAAGACCGUGAUUUUCGGGAUGCCUUGGCGUUCACACGGAUCGGCACGAUGACACUUCACACUGGCACCACACUCGAGUGAGCCGGGGCAUCCUCUCCCAGGACAAAAUGCAUAUCUGGAUUCUAAAAAUAAUCCUUCUGAUUGCAUCAUCUCUGAGGCUGGUCGAGAUGUAUGACAAUUAUGGGGAGAUCUGCCGGAGCCUGUGCAUGUGCGACGAGAAGGAGGGGAUCCUGAUGGUGAGCUGCGAGAACCGGGGGAUCAUCAGACUGACAGAGAUCAGCCCGGUUCAGUUCCCGAUGUACCACCUCCUACUGACAGGGAACCUCCUGAAGAAGCUGUCAGUCAAUGAUUUCAUCAAUUACACCGGGGUAACCAUCCUGCACUUGGGGAACAAUGAUAUCUCCGAGAUCGAGUCGGGUGCCUUCAACGGACUCCAGGGAUUAAAAAGGUUGCACCUGAAUAACAACAAGAUUGACCUUCUGAGGGACGACACUUUCACAGGGCUGGAAAGUUUGGAAUACCUACAAAUUGAUUAUAAUGACAUUAGAACUAUAGAGCCCAAUGCCUUGAGCAAACUGCACCAACUGACAGUGAUGAUUUUGAAUGAUAACUUACUUUCUGCCCUCCCCUCGAAUAUAUUCCGGAAUGUCCCCCUUACGCACUUGGACCUGAGGGGGAACCGACUAAAAAUGUUCCCCUACAUAGGCCUCCUGGAGCACAUGGACAAAGUUGUGGAAUUACAACUGGAGGAAAAUCCGUGGAACUGCUCCUGUGAGCUCAUUGCUCUCAAGGCUUGGCUGGAGAGCAUAGCCUACACGGCUCUGGUCGGGGAGGUGGUGUGCGAGACGCCUUUCAGGCUGCAUGGCAGAGACCUGGAUGAGGUGUCCAAGCAAGAGCUGUGCCCGCGGAGACCCGUAGAGGACACGGUCAGGCCUGCACCACCCAGCAGCACCAAUGGAUAUUAUCAGACCACACCUUCUGCUGUCACGGCCUCUGUCACUUCAUCAGCUGUUUUUAGGUCCUCCUCCAGGCCUACCAAGGGCACACGGCAAUUUAACAGAACUAGGUUAAAGCCCACUUCUCGGUUACCGGGCGGUAACCCGUAUAACUAUGGCCCCAUCAUUGCUUUUCAGACCAAAUCUCCUGUGCCUUUGGACUGCCCCACUGCCUGCACAUGUAAUCUGCAGAUUUCUGAAAUUGGGUUAAAUGUCAACUGCCAAGAGAGAAAGAUUGAAAGCAUUUCUGAUCUAAAACCCAAGCCAUACAACCCUAAAAAAAUGUAUCUCACUGGAAAUUACAUCCCUGUGGUGCGAAGAUCUGAUUUUGUCGAUGCCACUGGAUUGGAUUUGCUUCACCUGGGAAACAACAGGAUAAGUGUGAUCCAUGACAGGGCUUUUGGGGAUUUAACCAACCUCCGUCGGCUGUAUUUAAAUGGUAAUCUCAUGGACAGGCUUACAGGGGAGAUGUUUUUUGGCUUGCAGAACUUGCAGUACCUUUAUUUAGAGUACAACAAAAUCAAGGAGGUGGAGGCUGGCACUUUUCGCUACCUGCCUAAUCUCCAGCUGCUUUUCCUCAACAACAACCUCCUCAAAACUUUACCCAUGGGCAUCUUUUCCAGCCUCUCCCUGUCUCGACUUAAUCUGCGUAACAACCAAUUCCAAAACCUGCCUGUGAGCGGUGUUUUAGAUCAGCUCAAGUUGCUUGUGCAGAUAGAUCUGUUUGAAAACCCCUGGGACUGUUCUUGCGACAUAGUGGGGAUGAAGAUAUGGCUUGAGCAGCUCAGUGCAGGCACAGUGGUUAAUGAGGUUGUGUGCGAGACGCCCAUACGCCACAAGGGGGCGGAUCUGCGUUCCAUCCAGUCUGAGCAGCUGUGCCCAGAUUAUACUGACUCAUACGUCUCACCAACUCCCCCCACGGAGGAGCCCAUGGACGACCAUGUUGUCACAACAAACCCUCCUCAGAAGUUCAGCCCCUCAAGCAGCACAGUACCCCUCUCCGUCCUCAUCCUUAGCCUCUUGCUUGUUUUCAUCAUGUCUGUUUUUGUGGCGGCUGGGCUCUUCGUUGUGGUGAUGAAAAGGCGCAAAAAGUCUCAGAGUGACCGCACGAGCACCAACAAUUCAGACGUUAGCUCCUUUAACCUGCAAUACAGCCUCUACAGCAAUCGCUCCUGCCCUAAAGUCAAAGCCCCCGCCGGUCACGUUUACGAGUACAUUCCCCACCCGAUGGGCCACAUGUGCAAAAAUCCCAUUUACAGGUCACGGGAAGGAAACACGGUGGAGGAUUACCGAGACCUGCACGAGCUCAAGGUGACAUACAGGAGUACCCCUGAUGAGGAGAGGGAUAGUAGCACGUUGAGGAGUCCCGCGUACAGCGUCAGCACCAUCGAGCCACGUGACAACCCCUCCCCCAUCCAGGAUGCAGACCACUUUUUCAGGGGCAUUCUGGAGCCCGAUAAGCAGUCCCCGCAUCAGUCCAUCCCAUCCAUCCCAGCAGCCAAUUUAGAGUACAAGUACACUGGGCCUGUGUCGUACACGUACAACCCAAAUUUCGAUGUCAGGCGGCAGUUCUUGCACCCGGAGAGGAUAAGAGAAACGGUGCUCUACGGCACAGCACCCAGUACUGUUUAUGUGGAGCCCAACAGAAAUGAAUAUUUGGAGCUAAAAGCUAAACUGCAGUCUGAGCCUGAUUACCUCGAGGUCCUUGAGAAACAGACCACCUUCAGUCAGUUCUGAGCAACGCGGUUGCUAAUGUUAAUGAAACACUUUGUCUGCUGGUCCUCCUUGAAACAGUGGCUCAGUUUAUUAAAGGGUGCCUUGGCACAGAAACACAUGAGCAAACGCGAAGGAGCUAGGACGGGGUGUGCCGAACAAUCAAUUCUUUCUGAGACGCGACAGCACGAAAACGGAUACAGCUUUCUGACAGGUAGACGAACAAACUCCACUGAUGAUGAUGCAAAUUUUAUUUUUUUAUGGUGAAGAUGGAAUAACACAAAAUGUAAGUGUACUGGUAAAUCCUAUCCAACUUCAUUUUCAGGAAUAUAACCAUACAUAAAAAAAGGUAUAUUGUGAAUCAGAAGAGAGGGAGAGAAAAGAAAAAAAAAAACGUUUAUAAAAUCCCUCUUGGACAAAAAAAGAAAAACACUUGUACAGCAGAUGAUCGGAACUGUGUAGGACUAUUUUCUGCUGUAGUCUGUAAGUAAGUAUUUAUUGAUAUAAUCUGCCAUGUCUUUUAAAAAAAAGAAGAAAAAAAAACAAACUUUGAUUCUACAUCAAAUAUUACCUGUGUCAUCAUAUUCCAUGAUCCUCUGGAAAAAAAGGCUUAUGUUUGUAGUUUCAUUUACUGUAGCUCUGCAUUGUAACAGUGGCUUUUUCUUUUUGAAAGUGGCACACCCCCCCAAAUGUUCAAAAACAGACUGCGUCAUUUGAAGAUUUAAAAAACAAAACAAAAAAACAACAAAAAAUAGUGUCUUUGUAUGCUUUCUGCACUUUUUGAAAUUGGAAGGCGAGUUUGCCUUCAUUGAGCUCUCAUAAAGGAGAUUAUUAUAUUAAAAAUGAAUAUGAGUAUUCAUUCUUAAUAUGUAGAGAUAUGUUAUCAAAACUAAAUUCAUAAAUGAUAUUUGAAGUAUUCAUUAUGUUGUGUAAUACUGAUAUUUUAAUCAAUGUAACACCUAUUUUUAUACGAGCAUUGGCAGAUUCUCUAUCCCUUAUUGGUUCCUUUGUUUUGAUUGCUUUGCACUUAUUGCACUAUAUUGACCAAACUAUGUUAUUGUCAUCAAAUAAAACAAGAUGUCAGGUUCAUACAUUGUUCUUAUGAGGAAAACUGAAGUGUUCUGGUUGACAUUACUAAGAACAUCAGAGUUGGGUUGGCCGUGUACCCCUUUAAUUUGGCAAAUCAACUGACAAUGUCUUGGCUAAGAACUGGCGACUGAAGAUACAGUCUGUGCUUCACUCACAGGGCCAAGCUAGCGUCUCAGAAAGGCCUGGAAUCAAUGGGGAUUUAAUCAAUGAGAAUUAAACCUUUGCAAUUAUACAAUGACAACUAUAUCCACAUUACUGCCUGCCAAGCGACAAGGAGGUCAUUUAUAUAAACAUGAUAGGAGGUGACUUAGGGCUCCUGCAAAGCCAGUGGGUAUCAACUUUGGCAGUGAUGAAGACAUACAGACUCAAGGUAGUCAUAAUAGGCUUGUAAUAGUUUUUUUUUUUUUUAAUGAACUACAUGGGUAGUCAUAAAAAUGCUAUAAAUGUAAAUUUUUUUAUUUGUAUAUUUCAGUGUGGUUUUAUAUAACACUAUUUUUCGAUAUCUGUUUGGGAUUGUCGAAUAUUAUCAAAUUACGACCACUGAUUCAACCAAAAACAACAACUCCCAAUUGGUAGAUAACCAUUCAUUAUAGUAAUAGAAUCACAUUUCAACUUGGUUUUGCUAACAUGCAAAAUUCCAAAUGUAAUAUUUUUGUUCUUUGCAUAUGAAUAAUAUUUUUAGCUAGUUGAAUGGACUCCUAACUGCUCAUAUUGCCCAUAUAUGAUGUGCUUUUAAGUGGCUAAUGUUUACAGAGAGUGGUGGGGACAUUGUGGAGUGGUCCUCAUAACAGUAGAGAAUGAAAGCAUAAAAAAUUUCCUUAAAUCAUCAAUUGUUAAAGUGGGUAAGACAUGCAUCAAGUUUAAAGCAAGUGUAAAAUGAUGCACUGGUUGGCAUGAAAGGUUUUGUGGCUGACGACUUCUUCUGACCAACAUUGUGAUGGUACAAAAUGACAAGCACAAAUCAAAACAACAACUUUAGACAGUAAAGCAAAAACAAAAUAAGUCUAAUAAUUAACUAUUAUUGUCUGUAGCAAAGACUGGCUGACUGUUUUUGAGUAGGAAUCGGUGCAAAACAUAGCUUCCCUGUUGUGAUUUGGGCACAAAAACCAGGCAAAAGUAUAAAACGAUUAAAAAUUCAAUCAAGAGCAAAACUUAAAACAUUAAAAAUAUGUAAAUGUUACGUUUGCAGUUUUCAUGUUUGACUUUUUCAGUGAUUUGUGGUAGUGUAUGCUUUGUGACAGACAGGGCUCUGGGCUCAAAAGGAUCCAGAUUCAAAUGUGAGAGGGUAAAAUGAAGACAUUUUUAAAUAUAGAUCAAAACUUAAAGGUAGAUUUUCUUUUUGUACUGUUUGAAGUUGUUGUCUCAGUUUGUGCUUGGCCACUUCACUACUUGAAAACGCAAAGCAGGGUCCAUAAAAAGGCAAGAGGCUGCCCCUGUGCCACCAUUUUCAGUGUGCAGCGAGCGUCACCAUUUAGGAAUCCAAGCGCUCCCUCAGCAGAGACAGACGACAUCUUUGCGGAGCGGAAGCCUGCCGACUAAUUCUCAACUCGCGGGGAAUUAUUUGGAAUUAAAUGAAUUUAUAAUUAAACCUUCUCCGCGUGCAAAGAGCUGUUAUAUAACUGUUUACGUUUUUUUUUUUCCUUCUCUUUCCCACUACCAAGUCCAUCGUGGUGCCUGCUGCCUUGCCUUAUUAAAAAGAAAAAAAAUGUAACGCUCUGGGUCCUCAUUGCUUUCAGAGAAGCUCGGAAUGAGAGCAGAAGGCAACCAUUUGGGAGAUGAGGAGUCCUGGAACCGAGUGUAACUGUGGAUGUGUCAUACAUGUUGCAGGGAGAUGUGAAUCAUGGCCAAGGAGUGCGUGCACUCGCCCAGCAUUGGUGGCCUGUGGGAUGCUCACAGUUCCCGACAUGGAAUUAUAUUUAUUUUUUGUGAUACUUAUAUUGCUAAACACUUUGCACCUGAGCAGCAUGGUGACAAAUGUUUAAAAUGUGGCGCAGAUGGCUGCAUGGGGUUUCAUUUUCAUAUCCUGGAAUUACCUUUUUUUUUUUUUCCUUUCUCGUCCUCAGAUGACAAAAUGUUCGAACACAUUGAUGAAAUCAAUGAAUCAUUGUCCCCCCCCUGCCUCCCUUUUUCUGAAAUAGGUUUGCCAUUACUGUGUGUGUGAGUAUGAACAUCCAUCCAACCCAGACUGUUUGGUUAAUUGCCGCCUUGACCCAGCUUACAGUCCCAGCGUAAUAUACUCGCAUUUGUCGAAAUUGCACGCUAAAUCAAUUUAAAACCAAAAUUGAUCAGAAAAUCUUUGAACUUCUGCGGCGAGACCAGAGAGGAGGCGGCGAGGUGAAACAUCCCAGAUGGUGUUGCCUCACGCUGACCGGCAUCCCUGAUCAUUUCUGACUGAAACUCAUCGCGUGCAAUCUGACGCAAGGCCGGCGGUGUGCGAUACAGGUGUAGAGCGCCGCCGUCAGAGGAAGCCUCCCUCCUCGCAGAAAGAGCUCAUCAGAAAGGCAGAGCCAGGGAGAGAGACGGGUGAUGGGCAGCCGGUGUUCUCGUACGCUCUCUGCUUUCACACCAUUUGAGAGUUAAUCAAUGCGGAAGCAGAGUGGCACGGCGCAUGAAACCUGUCCAAGCUGCACCAAGUGUUGGCUCAUCACUUCUGCUAUUUUCAGUGCGUGGAGUUGAACUUGCCCGGCAAUUAUUUUCGAACACUGUUCUCAAAAAAAAAAAAAAAAAAAGCUGAUUAAGAAGAAAAAAAGAAAAAGCUUUUUCUGGAGGAGUUUUUGCUCCCAUUCCAGUUUCAUGAAUUCUCAGAUUGCGUUGGCAGAAUUGGAUGUUUAUGGUAAAUAAAAUCAGCUUGAUGCCACACAUGUGCAGGUACGCGUUAGCCAGCUACAAGGCCCAAGGGCAAAAUUACGCUCAAGGACCCCUCUUUACAACCUCGUUUCAGCAACUCUUAGGAUUAUAUAUAGUUCACAUAUCUUUAAGUAAUCUUGUAGUAUGCAUAGAGUAUUAGUUUAAUUUAAAUUAACAGUAACUGAAAUAGAAUUGUGGGUUUUUUUGCUAACCUCUUGAAUUUUUUCAUCCAUAUUGUUGUGAUUUAAGAUGUGCUCAAUAUUAAGUUGAUUAGAAGGAAUAUAAAUGAAUUCUGUUUCUCCUGGGUUUCUACCAGUUGAAUUGCUCACAAGUCUAUUUAUUAUGUAGCCCUUAGCUACCAAAAAGGAAAAAUAAGCUAAUCCGUUUUCGUUUUCAAGUGCAUCUACUUUCUGAUCAUUUUUAUGUAAAAAGUAAUACGAAUAAAGUGGGGGCAUAAAAAUGGCUAAGGAUUUGCAAGUUAAAUCUGUCACUGUAACAUGCAAAGCAACACUGAUAUUAUGAAGGUUUUGGAUAUUUUUCCUGUCUUAACCCUUAACAUGAUUGUUUUUUAUGUAUUUUUUGGUCUUUGAAUGCCCACAUGUUGUUUAUAUUAUUUAUAUCUUGCUGUCAGUUAUUCCCAAUUCAAAAGUUGGCAAUUUACUUUACGUUGGGUGUUGACUUAAUUGUUCACGUUUCUAUUUUUUUCCUUCUUAUGCUGCUUUUCAGUUUGCAGUAAGACGCUGCAAUCAUACGUAAAUGAUAAUUACACUAAUAAUGCAUCUACCCCGGGCGUACUGCGAGACAUGCAGGGUGGACAUUUUGCAUAUGCUCGAGUGACGUUUCAUCGACCGCGGCCCCUUCCUCCUUUCUCCCCCGCCGAUGCCGCCACAUUCCUCCGAGCCCGCCUCGCUUUCCUUCUCGGCACCCGGUCUCCAUGAUGAUGUGAGCAAUUGAGUUCAAGGAGAUCUGGGUAAUUGAGAGGGCAGGGAUGGCAUCUGACAGGCACCGAUGGCUCCAAUGAUUACUUUAAUCAGAGUGGUUAAUGGAAUUCCUUCAGGCAUGUAGAAAUGCUCAAAUGUUCAUCAGCACUCAACCGAUUUCUACCCACCCCCCGUCGCUGCCAACGCCUCCUCUUCUACCUCACGUUGCCAUAAUUACCGAUCAGUUUUCCUUCCUCCUUGUGCCUUCUCUUUCAUUGUUACCCCCAAGCUUCUGGGCUUUGUUUGUUCCUGUGAUCUUAAAUCCAAAGUGGGAAUCAUUAUGAGGGUACACUGGGCAGCUUUAUGGCCCAAAAAUGCAUUAUGGAUAAGGCAUUUUCUCAUAAAAUGCCAUGGUAAAGCUCUUAACAUCCAUAGGAACUCUCAAGGACUUGGUCACAGUAAAUUCAGGCAUAUUCUUACAUAGAUAAAAAGCACUUUAGAUUUAAGUGUUUUUUUUUUCCAGGACAUGUAGAAUAAAGAGUGGAUUUUAAAUUUGUAUUUUUUUUUUUAAAAGGCUCUAAAUUUUUCCAUCAGGAAUGUUUAACACUUCUGAAUUAAAUGGUACUAUAACACUUGUAUGUUCUACUCAGAUUUUAAUUUUUGAAUGAUUAGCCAUUGCAUCUUAAAGUCAAAUGUGUCAUCUGCCAAUUAAAAAGCCACUUGCUGCUGUCAAUA
Xiphophorus couchianus (Monterrey platyfish) is the source of this 9209-nucleotide messenger RNA. It is a transcript of the gene slitrk5, whose product is annotated as SLIT and NTRK like family member 5. Gene Ontology annotation, biological process: positive regulation of synapse assembly; axonogenesis. The coding region runs from base 1018 to 3642 and encodes 874 amino acids. Gene Ontology annotation, molecular function: protein binding. The record is from RefSeq and is a predicted model, not a curated record. The transcript has 2 exons. NCBI's taxonomy places the organism in Eukaryota, Metazoa, Chordata, Actinopteri, Cyprinodontiformes, Poeciliidae.